Metarhizium album ARSEF 1941 is the source of this 840-nucleotide messenger RNA. Its product is annotated as thiolase. Bases 1 to 840 code for a protein of 279 amino acids. Gene Ontology annotation, molecular function: acyltransferase activity. The transcript has 2 exons. The record is from RefSeq and is a predicted model, not a curated record. NCBI's taxonomy places the organism in Eukaryota, Fungi, Ascomycota, Sordariomycetes, Hypocreales, Clavicipitaceae.
AUGGACCCCGCGCCGCAGCGGAGGAAGAGGCGAGGCCGCGCAUCGGACAAUUUGAAUACCCGACCGAGCCGAUGGACAAAUGGACAAAUCGCUGGCGGCACGUGGGAGUGCCGAGCCUCCGACGACGACGAUGGACCUCGGGAUGACUGGUCGAAGAGCUGGCCCUCUCAACACAAAAGUUGGGACGUGGAAUUUGGAGUUGAAUUUCCCCAUGCCCUCGCAGCUUCACCGGCGGCACCGCACCGCAGCACCGCAGCCCCUUGCCAGCAGCGUCCAGACUCGAGACUCCAGAAUCUCGCCCGGCCCAGCCUUCGUUCGCAAAUGGCGGCGCAACCCGCGGUUCCCAUCAUCGUCGGCGUGGGCGAUGUGCGCAACAAGUCGUCCCGGGCGGAAGACGCGAUGGAGCCGGCGCAGCUCAUGGCCGACGCCGUUGGACGCGCCGUCCGCGACAGCGGGCUCGAUCAAGCCGCCCGGGCGUCUUUGCUGUCGCAGGCCGACAGCCUGAGAAUCGUGCCGACCUGGACGUGGGCAUACAAUGACCUCCCGGCAGUCGUUUCCCGUCGCCUCGGUAUCGAGCCGACCCGGAAAGUCCUGGGCGAGCAUGGCGGCAACCAGCCGGCCCUGCAGUGCGACGAAGCCGCUCGAGACAUCGCCGCCAGGAGGAGCGUCGUCUCCGUCUUGACGGGCGGAGAGGCGCUCGCGUCCCGCAAGUCCUGCCCAUGCCUAGCGCAAGAAGAAGCGACCGGACAAAUCCCCCCCAAGGGAUGGCUCGAGCCCGACCCCAACGGCAAGCAGCUAGCAUCUCUGGAUCUCUCCAUCCUCGAAGAAGGCAAGUCUUGA